CUAUGUUUCAAUUCCAUUCAUCAACUUUCAUUCCGAAGUAUCACCCGCAAAGUCUGCAAUUUUCCAAGCCGGGAUACAGCACGUUUUUCUUCCUCACUGACAAGAUGCCGGGAUUCGUUGCGAGCUGGCUCUCCAUUUGGGUGUGCACCUGCGGUGCCGUCAUUUACCAGGCCCUUGGCCGCUCCAACGGGUUCAGCUCGCUCACAAUCCUCCUGGCCAUUGAGAUCGUCGCUCUGAUAGCGUGGGCAUUGUACUGGAUGCUGUUUUAUCCCGCCUACUUCACGCCAUUUCGCCACCUUCCGACGCCCCCUGGACGAACCUUGCUACGCGGUAAUAGGAAAGAGGUUUUUCCAGAUUAUGCAUGGCCCGAAAUUCGAGCGGCGUAUGAGACCAUUCCAAGCCGAGGCUUGGUCCGGUUUUAUGAACCCCUGAGCACCGAGGUGCUAGUGGCCACAAACACGGAAGCCGUCAAGGAGAUGUUCACUCUGAAGUCAGAUCACUUUGGCCACCCCAAGAACGUUCAGUACCUCAUCAACAGGCUCACGGGUAGCAAGUUCAACUUUCUAAGCUCACAUGGACACAAGCUCUUUCGCAAACACCUUCGGCCUGCUUUUACACCGGGCCACGUAAGGAGAAUCAUGCCCGCUAUAUGGGGCAAGUCGGACAAGAUGAUCACACUCAUUGAGCGUGGGCUGGAAAACGAUCAGGAGCCGAAGCACAUAGUUGACCUGCGAGAUUAUAUCCGCCGGACCAUGUGGGAUAUCUUCGGCCUCGCUGUUUUGGGUCACGAUUGUCGCACUCUCGAAAAUCCGACCGCUGGUGCGCGGGACAGGCUCUCAGGCAUACUCGGCAGGCUCAAUAGCCCUGCGAUCAAAUGGGGUAACUUCAUCAUGAACUACCUUGACGUUCGCCCGCUCCUGGCGGUCCUCUCACCCAUACUGGAGCGCUCACAGGCAGGGAAGGCACUGGAGCAAAUCCGCUCAACUGUCAGGCAUGCCGCGUUAGAAAAACAAGCCAAGUGUGGCCCACCAACUCCGUCCGACUGUGUCGCAAAGGAUCUCGGUCUGGAUAUUACGGGCAUUUCGAUUGCAAGCGGUAUAUUCCCUACCGAGGAGCUUGUCGACAAUGGCAUGCUUUUCCUGACUGCCGGGCCGAAUUCGACGGGGACAGCAGUCGAAUGGGCCAUUUACGAGCUUGCUCGGCGGCCAACAAUGCAAGACCGGCUCCGUCGGGAAGUCAGCAACUGCCUGCCCCUGUCCGCAACGUCAAGCGUCGAGUUGGUUCAGCACUUACAGGCGCUCCCCUACCUCAGCGCCAUUGUCAACGAGGUAAUUCGGUACUACCCCUUCGUCCCACUCAGCUCCCGCGUCGCUGAAAAGGACACGACGUUGCUGGGAGAGCACAUUCCCAAGGGCACCAUUAUGCUGAUACCUGUGGAGGCCUUCAACCGAGACGUUCGGCUCUGGGGGGCGGACUCGGACCAGUUCAACCCUGACCGGUGGCUUGGGGACGGGGAAGGUUCGGGGGGUGCGACGAAUGCCUACGCUAUGCUGUCGUUCGGUGCGGGACCUGGGACGUGUAUUGGGCAAAGUUAUGCAAGGGCAAUGAUUGCAUGCCUUGUUGCGGCAUUGGUACGUCGGUUUGAGAUUGAGCUUGCCAACCUGGAAACAGCUGGUCGGGUCAGACCUGCUCCAUUCAUGAAGUCUGAGGAAGGCAUGAUGGCAAGGCUCAGAGUUGUGCGUGAGCAGUAGCGGUAAAGCAGCAGCUUGCCUGAAUCGGUUACAGCCGUUGGCGUAUAACUAAGCCAAUUCGAAAUCAGUUAUGGAUGAGGG
Messenger RNA from Parathielavia appendiculata, 1832 nucleotides. Its product is annotated as cytochrome P450. The transcript has 3 exons. Bases 105 to 1751 code for a protein of 548 amino acids. Gene Ontology annotation, molecular function: oxidoreductase activity, acting on paired donors, with incorporation or reduction of molecular oxygen; heme binding; iron ion binding. The record is from RefSeq and is a predicted model, not a curated record. NCBI's taxonomy places the organism in Eukaryota, Fungi, Ascomycota, Sordariomycetes, Sordariales, Chaetomiaceae.